GUCCAGCGUUUCCGCAAAACCUCCUCGGGAUCUCCGGUCAAAAUUCACGUCAUCAGUUUUAACUGAACCUGUUGCAGGCGUCAACUAACGGGAAUCUCUAGGAGGUUUUUCUCUUUAACUUUCUGUUUCGUGUUUAUUCGUGGUUCGUGUGUGUAUGAGAUACUCAGCGUGUAAUUGAAUUUAAACCCGCAUCGAUAAACAGCUUUAUUUUCAGGACUUUACCUCAGCAGUGUGCUAGGAUUUCUGCAAAAGAGGAACAAAAUGAACUGUGGCCUGCUGACAAACAAGAACGAGCCAGUUCCACUGAAGAACAUCGAGGUGGAACUGCAAGUUCAGGGGCAUGUAGCGACAGUGACCUCCACCCUGAAAUAUCUAAAUGAGGAAGAUAACCCCUUGGAGGCUGUAUUUGUCUUCCCCAUGCCUUCAGGAGCUUCUCUCUGCCAAUUCAGCGCCAAGAUUGCAGAUCAGGAGAUAGUGGCUGAGGUGCAGGAGAAACAGGAGGCGCGGGAGCAGUAUGAUGAUGCAGUGAGUUCAGGUGAACAGGCGUUUCUGCUGGAGGAGAGUGAGGAGUCUGCGGACGUGUUCAGGCUGAGUGUGGGCUCUCUGCCCCCACGCCAAAGCGCCUCUGUCACCUUCAUCUAUAUCAUUGAGCUGAGUGUGCAGGCUGACCAUUCACUGCAGUUCUGCCUGCCUGCAGUGCUCAACCCUCGCUACACACCAGCCGGUACAGGGGGUGGAAUAGUAUCGGACAUAACAUCAAGUUCCACUGGUAUCCCCUACUCUCUCUCUUUUACUGCACAUAUAAGCUCCCCAAACCCCAUCACUAAAGUGGAGUCCAAAUGUCCUCUAGAACCUCUGAUGUUCCUCAACACAGACCACACCAAGGCAAAGGUAAGCCUUAAUGCAGGUCACAUGUUUGACAGAGAUGUUGAGCUGUAUCUACAUUAUCAGAAUCCUCAUCAGCUCACUGCUAUAGUGGAGGCUGGAGCUCCUGCAGCACAGCCAGGAACUCUUAUGGGAGAUCCUGUGGUCAUGGUCAGUUUCUAUCCAGAGUUUCCUGAGUCAGUGAUGUCCUCUAUGUCGUCAUGUGGUGAGUUUGUGUUUGUUAUGGACAGAUCUGGCAGUAUGUCGUGCAGAAUGCAUAAUGGACCAGAUGCACAAGAACGCAUUGCCUGUGCCAGGGACACUCUUCUCCUGCUACUGAAGAGUCUCCCCAUGGACUGUUACUUCAACAUCUAUGGUUUUGGCUCUCACUAUAAUUCCUUCUUCCCUCAAAGUGUGCAGUACAGUCAGGACACUAUGGAGCAGGCUGUGCAAAAGGUAAAGGAGAUGCAAGCAGACAUGGGGGGCACAGAGAUUCUGCCAGCUCUGAAACACAUUUACAAGCAGCCUUGUGUCCUCAACCACCCAAGACAGCUUUUCAUAUUUACAGAUGGUGAAGUAGGAAACACCAAAGAUGUGCUUCGCUGCGUGAAAAGCAAUGCUGAUUUUCACAGAUGCUUCUCAUUUGGGAUUGGUGAAGGUGCAAGUUCUGCACUCAUUACAGGAUUGGUUGAGAACAGCUCUGGCCACGCCCAGUUCAUCACAGGAACGGAUCGCAUGCAGGCCAAAGUAAUGCAGUCCCUUCGCUAUGCUUUACAACCAGCAGUGACUGAUAUCACUGAGGACUGGUCUGGUUUGUCUUUCAACCGUCUGAGCCCCCAAAUUAAAUCACUGUUCCAUGGUCAAAGAGCACUGAUUUAUGCCCAAUUGAAAGGAGAGGAAUGUCAGAACCCAGAUGCUAAGGGGAAAAUAUCAGUGCGGUACCGCCUAGGAGAUCAAGAGGUCACAAACACUGUCGACUUCUCCCUGAAGCCUGCCGAGAACAACGGGAUGGCUAUCCACAGGCUUGGCGCUCGCUCUCUGAUCCGCUCUCUGGAAAGGGACGAGCAUGUUGAUGGAGCUGAUAAAGAGGCUCUGAAGGCUAAGGUGGUGAAACUGAGUAAGCAGUCUGGAGUGAGCAGCUCACACACAGCCUUCAUAGCUGUCCAUAAGGGCAGCAAACAAGCUGUGAAGAGACCGCUGGUGAAGAGGAGAAUUCCUACACCGAUGCUGCACCUACGUCAACUGUCGUCAUCAUAUAACAUGAGUUUCAUGGCUGCAUCAUCAUUCAAGAUGGGGAGGCGGUUCUUUGAAUAAUCUCAUAUAAAAUGGACAUCAUACCCCUUUGCAAGGGGUCCAUAUUUAACAACUCAUCUAUCCAGCCCCCUUCUGGCCGGUUCAAGGAAGGAGAGAAAUGUUUCUUAAUGAAACUACGGACCUGUAAGUAUCUAAAAAAAUUAGACUGAGGGAUCUCAGAGUCUGUUCUUAGCUGUUGGAAUGAAAUAAAUAUGCCGUCUUUGAAAAGGUCUUUAACACAGCUUAUUCCAUUUCUGGACCACAAUUGAAAUGCCAAAUCUAUAAGGGAAGGAGGGAACAAAGGAUUCAAAAGAAUAGGGGCAGAAGGUAACGCUUGUUUACUAUUAAAGUGAAGUCUAAACUGUGACCAUAUUCUGAGUGAUCCACGGAUAAUUGGGUUAUUUGUAGAGUAAUGUUUGCUGACUGGGACUGGAGCACAUAGCAGUGAACGUAGAGAUACUGGAUUACAUGUGUGUUGCUCCAUCAGCAACCAGAGUGGGGCUUCAUCACUUGACAUAUCAGAAAGCCAGAAAAUCAAUUUAUGUAGGUUGGCUGCCCAGCAGUAAUAUAAAAAAUUUGGCAUUGCCAAUCCACCCUCCUCCUUCUUCCUUUCCAGAUAUUCUUUUCUUAUGCGUGGAAUUUUCUUAUCCCAAAGAAACAUGGAAAUACAGUUAUUUAGAUCUCUGAAAAAUGAUUUGGGAAUGAAAACAGGCACGGUCUGAAAUAAAAACAAGAAUCUUGGUAGUAUUGUCAUUUUAAUGGAGUUAAUCUUCCCGGCUAAAGAUAGAGGUAGAUUUGACCACCAUGCCACGUCUCGCUUAGCUUUGUCCAGUGCUGAUUUGAAGUUAUUAUUAAACAAAUCAUUAUAUCUGCAUGUUACAUUCACACCUAGAUAGAGAAAUUUAUCAGAGCUUACUGAGAAUGGAAAGGAUUGGAAAGACAUUUGUUGUGCACUUUGAUUAAUAGGGAAAAGAAGACUCUUUGUUAAAUUAAUUUUAUAUCCUGAAAUAUUUCCAAAAUCUGAGAUAAUUGUAAGAGCAAUUAAGAGAUCAUCUGCAUAAAGCAGCACCUUAUGCUCAUAUCCCUCCCUGAGUAUACCAGGCAAGCCCUCUGUAUUCCUCAACAGGAUUGCGAGAGGCUCAAUGGCAAUAGCAAAGAGCAGGGGGGAGAGAGGGCAACCCUGCCUUGUCCCUCUAGAGAGAGGAAAGCACUUAGAAAUUAUAUUAUUUGUUCGAAUGGAUGCUUGGGGCCUAGUAUAUAGAAUUUUGAUCCAAGAACAGAACAUGGGGCCAAAGCCAAACCUUCUAAGUGUUGCAAGUAGAUAAGCAUAUUCAAUUCUAUCAAAUGCUUUGUGGGCAUCUAAAGAUAUUAAGAUCUCUGGAUUUAUAUUAUUUUUGGGUGAAUAGAUAAUAUUAAAUAAGCGACGAAGAUUGUAAGAAAGCUGCCUCCCAGUAAUAAAACCAGUUUGAUCUGGAUGAAUUACCUUUCUCAUGAUCGGUUCGAUUCUGAUUGCCAACACUUUAGCCAGGAUCUUAUAAUCACGGCAGAGUAAACUGAUCGGACGAUAAGAUUCACACUUAAAUGGAUCCUUAUCCUUUUUAAGAAGGACUGAUAUAACAGCCUGUGUCAUGGAUAGAGGAAGAGAAUUUGAAACAAGGGCUUCCUCAAAUACUUUACACAACAAAGGUGCUAACUUGGCAGAGAACUUCUUGUAAAACUCGGCCAGAUAGCCAUCAGGACCUGGAGCUUUUCCAGAUUUUAGUUUCUUGAUUGCAUUACAAAUCUCGAAAACAGUUAUAUUACCUUCUAAAAUAGAUUUAUCUGAAUCCUUGAGGGAUAGCAAUUCUAGAUUAUUAUAAAAAUCCUCUAUUCGAUCAGUGUCACUCACCUCAGAACUGUAAAGAAUUUCAUAGAAAAGUUUAAACUGAUCAUUAAUUCCCUGUUGAUCAGUAACAAUAUUGCCAAUCCUGUUUCUGAUUGCUGUUAUAAAACCAGCUGCUGCAGAUUGUUUCAAUUGAUAACAGAAAAGCCUGCCAGCUCGCUCGCCAUGUUCAUAAUGAAUCUGGCGUGACCUCAAGUGCAGAUCUUCUGCGUGCUCGCUGGUCAGAGAGUCAAAUUCAGCUUGAAGCAGGAGUCUUUCCUUUUGCAGUUCCUUGGAAGGCGACGUUAACUGCGACUGAUCGAUCAGAAACGAACGCCCUCACAGCCGCGAAUUAAACUCCUCGCCUCGUUGAAAGCUGCACGUUGCUUGCUCACUGACUGGGUGAAAUCAGGAAGGACCCGUACUCGAUCUCCGUGGGUUGUGGUGAUUGUCUUCAUUUCCACGGCUUUCUUCAAGAUGUGCUCUUUUUCAGAGAAAUAGUGACAUCUCACCACAAAAGCGCGCGGCGGUUCAUUGUCGUUAAUUGGUUUGCUGCGAAGAGCGCGAUGAGCCCGAUCCAAAAGUGGAGUCUUUUCAAGGUUCAAGGCAUUUUUCAGGAGGCCAGCUUCAAAAUCAGUCAUACGUUCACCGUGCUCUCGCCCCUCUUUAACUCCCAUAAUGCGAAGAUUUGAGCGGCGAGACCUCGCCUCGAGAUCUUCACUUCGUUCUCUCAGCAGGGCCAGCUCCUUUUUCAUGACAUUGAACUGCUUUUCCAGUGUAGUAAUAGAGUCCGAAUGGCCUCCCAAGGCAGACUCCAGUCCGGUCACCCGCUUCUCCGCUGCUUCCAUUCUGACACUAUCGUGCUCAAUGGCACUGCGUAACUCCGUCUGGAGCUGGUCGAUUUGAAUGCAGAGUUCAUUUGAUUGAGCAGCGGCCUUUUCUUCGAUUUUUGAAAUCAAGUCCACUUUCAAUGUACUAAUUGCUUGAAGAACCGCGCUGUUGUCACUCGCUGAGACCGUUUCUUUAUUUGAAGCCUCAUGCAGUUCGGGGCUAAGGUUAGCAUGAUGGCUAACAACAGAUUCUACCUCUUUGCGGUUGCUCCGGGUCUUAUUCAUCUUGCUUCAAAAGCCAAAUUUAGUCCGAAACAGCAGGACUGUUGGGCACUUAAUAUCCAACAAAUGCAGCUUUAGCACAAUAAUGCCUAUAGAUAAGAGCAAUAUAAACGAAAUUUGAAGUUCCUCAUGAGGAGCUCAGCAACUCUACGUCUUUACAUGGCGCCGCACCAACCGGAAGUCAUAAACAUAUACUUUAAAAAACCAGAGAGAAUGAUUGAUUUCUGUGCCUAUGAACAUGAAGUGUAGCUUGUAAUCACUAGAAACAAACUUAAGUUUAUUAAUUGCUGUUUACUAGUCAAGGAUCCAAGGUAUUUCAUGCCUCUUUCUGCAAUCAAUCAACCAACCAAUCAAUCAAUAAAAGCUGUUUAUAUUUUUUAUCUCAUCACUAAAACCUGUCUGACGUAAAUGCUAGUGUGUGACCUGAGCUUUAGCCUUUUGUGAAGAUGCAUAACUAACCAUUUUGUUUUCUUUCCUUUAAUU
Messenger RNA from Hemibagrus wyckioides, 5613 nucleotides. Its product is annotated as von Willebrand factor A domain-containing protein 5A-like. The record is from RefSeq and is a predicted model, not a curated record. The coding region runs from base 262 to 2178 and encodes 638 amino acids. Lineage: Eukaryota; Metazoa; Chordata; Actinopteri; Siluriformes; Bagridae. The transcript is spliced from 16 exons.